Messenger RNA from Prunus mume (Japanese apricot), 516 nucleotides. RefSeq names its product mavicyanin-like. The record is from RefSeq and is a predicted model, not a curated record. Lineage: Eukaryota; Viridiplantae; Streptophyta; Magnoliopsida; Rosales; Rosaceae. Gene Ontology annotation, molecular function: electron transfer activity. Gene Ontology annotation, cellular component: plasma membrane.
AUGGUCAAAAGUUCCAUGAAUAAUGGGAAUCUGAUGGUUUUUGCUGUAGCAGUAGCAGCAGCAGCAGCAUCAAUGGUGUUACAGACAACAGAAGCAGCAGAGUAUGUUGUAGGAGACGACUUGGGUUGGACUGUCCCUCCGAAUGGCGCUGCCACUUACGUUGAAUGGGCUUCCAAAUAUAACUUCCUAGUUAACGACAUUCUAGACUUCAAGUUUGCACAAGGAGAACACGACGUGACAUUGGUAACCAAGGAGAACUUUGAGAUUUGCAACUCCACAGAUCCCUUAUUUCAACUCCAGAAACCAGCGAGCUUUCAAUUUCUUUCGGCAGACACAUUUUAUAUCAUCUGCAGCUUUGCUGGCCACUGUGCCCAAGGCCAAAAGGUAGCCGUUACUUUUGCUCCCUCUGCAAGUCCAAGCCCUAGUCCAAGUCCAAGUAGUGCUGACGCUCCUCCUGCUGCAUCCCUGCCCCUCAAAUUUGUGCUGUCUAGAAAAGUUGGGUUCAGGAAAGUUUGA